CACUCGAGCUGCUACUACCGAGCAUCCAGUCGCGUAUUGCAGGGCAGUCCUGCAGCAGCCGCUUCCCCCGGCUCGUCCCUCCCUGGGUACCGUCAUUCAUAACUCAGACUGGUGUGGAGGUGCCGCGGACAUAUUGACUGCGUGUCCAACAUCGUGACACCGGACCAGCAUCGUGAGGAGAGGCGGAGCAGAGCAUCAGCACACCGACGGAGAGAUGGCGGAGUGCGGCCGGAAGGCGCUGUCCCUCCUGGAGGCGGCCCGCUCCCGGUACGAGAGCCUGCAGAUCUCGGACGACGUGUUCGGCGAGUCCGGGGACGACAGCAGCGACAACCCCUUCUACAGCACCUCCGGUGACUCCGACUCUGACAACUACAUCGCCGAGGUGGGCGAGGAGGACCAGCAUCACCAUCACCACCACCACCACCACCAAAAGCGGGGAGAGAAGGAGAACGCGACCGGAGGAGGUGGCAGCGGAGCGGGUCCGCCGGGAUCCUUGUCCCGGAGUCAGGCUGAGGAGCAGGGCUGGUCGGAGGCGCUGCAGGAUGUCACCGUUCCACCGUACAAAGAGACAUAUGGCCCGGCCCAGAAGAUGCCAGCCAACGCCACAGCUCUGGACUUCUUCCAACUCUUCGUCCCAGACAACUGCAUCCAGAACAUGGUCACUCAGACGAACAUGUACGCCAAGAAGUUCCAGGAGCGCUUCGGCUCGGACGAGGGCUGGUGUCCGGUCACAGCCCAUGAGAUGAAGGCCUUCCUGGGGUUUGUCACCUCCACCAGCGUGCAUCGCUGUGAGUCAGUGCUAAGCAUCUGGAGUUCCGGCUUCUUCAGCAACCGCAGCAUCGCCUUGAAAAUGAGUCAGGCUCGCUUCGAGAAGAUCCUCAAGUACUUCCACAUUGUUGCUUUCCGACCGUCGCAAGGCAGCAAUCAAGGCCUGUACAAGAUCCAGCCUUUCCUGGACUCACUACAGCAGUCCUUCAGUUGCACCUUCAGACCUUCACAGACUCAGGUUCUUCAUGAGCCCUUGAUAGACGAGGACCCGGUCUUCAUCACCACCUGCACGGAGCGAGAGUUGCGGAAGAGGAAGAAGAGGAAGUUCAGUCUCUGGGUUCGACAGUGCACCUCCACAGGAUUCAUCUGUCAGAUAUCAGUUCACUUGAAGGAGGGCCAGGGAGCCGACGGUCUGGCCGCUCUGAAAAAUAAACCCCAGCUCCACAGUCUGGUCGCUAAGCAGCUCUGCCAGAACAUCUCCGGCAAGAACACCAUCAUCUUCACCGGACCAUCCAUCACCAGUCUGGGCCUCUUCACCGAGUUUAGCAAACAAGAUAUUUACUGCUGCGGCCUGUUGAGCACCAGAAAGAGCGACUGCACGGGUUUGCCUCAGAACAUGCUGGUUUGUGGAGCCACACCUGCGCAGCGUGGCCAGUCCCGGGUCAUGAUGAAGGGCAGCCUGUCACUGAUCAGCUGGUACAACAAGGGCCACUUCAGGUUCUUGACCAACGCUUACUCGCCAACGAAACAAGGGGUGAUCAUCAAGAGAAAAAGCGGUGAGAUUCCAUGUCCUCUGGCCGUUGAAGCCUUUGCAGCUCACCUCAGCUACAUCUGCAAAUAUGACGACAAAUACAGCAAAUAUUUUAUCUUCCAUAAGCCGAACAAGACCUGGCAGCAAGUCUUCUGGUUGAGCAUCAGCAUCGCCAUCAACAACGCGUACAUCCUGUACAAGAUGUCAGACGCCUACGCAGUCAAGCGUUACAGCCGAGCGCAGUUCGGCGAGAGACUGGUCCGAGAGCUGCUGGAUCUGGACGACUGCUCUCCCACGCAGUGAGGACACACACACAUUCCCGCUCCUCAUCCGGACUCCACGUGUGUCCUUGCCAAGGUGACGCCUCGCUCUCUCUCCCUCCAAGUCUUUACAUCGAGUCUGUAAAUAUUGAAUUAACACACAGCUAUGAAGAAUCCUGAGCCAUGGAACUGGUCGCACGCCUCACUGUGCACACUCUGCACCAUAGAUUUGUCAGGAGAUGGACCAAUGACGUCACACCCCAUGAUGUCUCAAAUCACCGAUGACUAACAGAUUGCCUGUGACUGUUCUAUCAUGGCCCCGUCACUAAAUCUUAGUAAACCAGGACUAAGAUGUGUUCACAAGCUGCAUGCCUACAAAACAUGGAUCGUGGUGUGUUUCCUUUCGUCGAUGUGAAAAUGAUUUUGGAAGUUGUGUGACUGUGUUUGGCAAGUGAACGUUUUGGUGUGGCUGCAGAUGUAGAUGUAAAGCUAUUGUCACCCGAGUGUGUUACACGGCUGUAAACUGAGAAAAAGACAAUGCCGGUUAUGAAGCUACACGCAGCAGCAGCCGGCCUCCCGAGACAUUCAGACAAUGCUAACAGCUUCUUAGCUCGACUUUGUGCCACAGGAAGCCUUGUUUUUGCAUCUGUUUUCAGGAGAUGCCACCACAUUGUCUCUAUACUUCAAAGCAUGGAGCACCAGGUGCUGACAUUACAACACUGAAUUGCUUAAAAUCAUCUCUAUAAAUAAACCUAGUCUUCCUGUUCAAAGACUCUGAUAAACCAUGCUUGGCUGCUGUCUGUAGUUUCACCACCAUAAGAACCACCAUUUGAGUUCUGAAAGUUUUAUGACUCGUGUUUUGGGGCUGCUCCAGUUAUCUUCCGAUGUCUUUUUGUUAUGAGAAAUGUGGUUUAAAUAAAAGAAUAAAUGGUAACACUUUGGAUUGGGGAACACACAUUAACUAUCAGUACACUUGUUUUUAAUAUUAAACAAUAUCGAAACAAUGCUACUGGUUAAUAUUGUGGCAUUGUUUAGAGUGAACUUUUGGUGACUAUUCCAGGGUAAAUUCUAGUCUGAACAAGACACUUAUCAAUACUUUAGAAUGAUUCAUUACUGGCUGAUAUGCUGCUGAUACACAUAUGAAUAAGUCGUUUAUUUUGGGCUAAUAAAUUCCCUAAUCUAAAGUGUGACCGGAUACAUAAAUUAAAGCUGCUUUGCAAGGCUGUACUAGCAAUAUAUAUGUUUAUAUUUGAUAAUUUAAAGAAUAAAAAUCGUGUCUAUCACAAAAGUGGUUGAAAAAAAAGUAUAGACGCUUAACAAUCUGAAAUCCAAUCACGCUUUUGUGAGGAAUGAAACCCUUUUCAAUGUGCUAUGUGGAGAAAAUUGACCUCAAGCUAACACCUUACUAACUAGCCUAUGUUGCUGUGCGUCAAAUAAAUCACUGAGAGUCACCAAGCUCUUUAUGCUACGUUGUUAGUUAAUUGAUUUUAAAUGUUUCAUUUUUCAGAAACCAUGAUGCCAAAACAGCGAGUGACAUUUGUGCUUCAACAAUUUUAUUUUGGAAUCCAGUUAAUGCUAACAACAAUUAGCUCUGCUAAAGCAGUAGUGUUUGACCGUUAUAUGGCUUAUUGUGAGCAUUCUUCAAUAGAGGAGUGUUAGGUUUAGUCAUUACAUUUGUCAAUGCUAAUAUGCUAUUGCUAACUAAGAAGAUGAAUCAUAAUGAACUACUAACACAGCUCCAUGCUGACGACAUGAAAAAGUCUCUUUAUAUUGUUUCUCGAUCCACUUCUAAAAGGGUCUCAGCUAUAUUCACUCGUCCAGUUCAACAUGCUGAUACAGUGUUGCUGAUGGAUUGUUUAAUCCUGAAUCGCUAACAAUGCUAACGCUAAAUUCUGUCGCGCUGAAAUAGCUGGACACAAACAUUAGCCUUAUUUAAAUGUAAAAUUUUAAAAUGACCGGGGCUGCAUUCGAUCAAUAAACAGAAAUUAUUAUUAAUCUAAUCUAAAAACUUUUCAUUACUUAUCUCAUGUUUUGUCUGUCGUUUUGCACCUGUUUCUUUUUUCUUUUAGGAUUUUGCACAGUUUUACCGUAGGCCCGUGCACUUUACGAGUUUGUACCGAAAAGUUGUUUGGUAUGUAUGCAUAAGUUUCUAAAAUGAUUUAAAUCCAAUGUAAAAAAAACAAGAAACACUGAAAUUAUUAAUAGAUAAUCCAUGUAUAUAGAUCAAAUAGAUUAUAUGGAUAUAUAUAUAUAUAUAUAUAUAUA
Synchiropus splendidus (mandarinfish) is the source of this 4044-nucleotide messenger RNA. RefSeq names its product piggyBac transposable element derived 5 (gene pgbd5). Gene Ontology annotation, biological process: non-replicative DNA transposition. Lineage: Eukaryota; Metazoa; Chordata; Actinopteri; Syngnathiformes; Callionymidae. Gene Ontology annotation, cellular component: nucleus. The coding region runs from base 215 to 1822 and encodes 535 amino acids. Gene Ontology annotation, molecular function: transposase activity. The transcript is spliced from 7 exons. The record is from RefSeq and is a predicted model, not a curated record.